AUGCUCGGGACAAAUCGUGAACUGGCGCGGACCACACGCUCUGGGCGUCGCACAACAGGCGGCGUCCGCCCGGGACCUCUGCGGGAAACCCUCCUGGCCCUCCACAGAGACACCGCCCCCAGUUCCUCCCGGCCGCCUCCGAGGGGCGGGGUUUCCGCUUCCGGCGGCGGAUUGUUGACGCCUGCGGUGCUGCGGUGGCGACGGCGCCGUUGGGGAGGGGCCGCUGGGGGAGGGAAAAGCUCAGUGACAGGCAGAGAGUAUGUUAUUCCAUCCUUGGCCCACAGAUUUAUGGCAGAGAUGGUGGAUUUCUUUAUUCUCUUCUUUAUAAAAGCAACCAUUGUCUUAACCAUUAUGCACCUCAGUGGAAUAAAGGAUAUCUCUAAGUUUGCUAUGCAUUAUAUAAUAGAAGAAAUAGAUGAAGAUACGUCAAUGGAAGAUUUGCAGAAAAUGAUGGUUGUGGCACUUAUAUACAGAUUAUUAGUUUGUUUCUAUGAGAUAAUUUGCAUUUGGGGAGCAGGUGGAGCUACCCCUGGGAAGUUCCUGCUAGGACUUCGAGUUGUGACAUGUGAUACAUCAGUGCUUAUUGCUCCAAGUCGAGUUUUAGUGAUUCCUUCCUCAAAUGUUAGCAUUACAACGUCCACCAUACGAGCUCUGAUCAAGAAUUUUUCUAUUGCCUCUUUUUUCCCUGCUUUCAUCACACUGCUGUUUUUUCAGCAUAAUCGAACAGCCUAUGACAUUGUAGCAGGAACCAUUGUGGUAAAAAGAAAUGGGGUCAGAUGAUGUCCCAGAAAACCCUGAAUUCCACUCUUUGGAAUAAUGACAAGACUAAAUUAUGUGUCAAGGCCAUCAGUAUCCCUGGGUAAAAUUGAUUUAGAAAUUAAAGCAGUCACUUCAGUGUGAUACAGGUGACUGUU
This is a messenger RNA of Ictidomys tridecemlineatus (thirteen-lined ground squirrel), 914 nucleotides long. The record is from RefSeq and is a predicted model, not a curated record. Lineage: Eukaryota; Metazoa; Chordata; Mammalia; Rodentia; Sciuridae.